Messenger RNA from Leucoraja erinaceus (little skate), 7021 nucleotides. RefSeq names its product ADAM metallopeptidase with thrombospondin type 1 motif, 17 (gene adamts17). NCBI's taxonomy places the organism in Eukaryota, Metazoa, Chordata, Chondrichthyes, Rajiformes, Rajidae. Gene Ontology annotation, cellular component: extracellular matrix. The coding region runs from base 55 to 3294 and encodes 1079 amino acids. The transcript is spliced from 23 exons. Gene Ontology annotation, biological process: proteolysis; extracellular matrix organization. Gene Ontology annotation, molecular function: metalloendopeptidase activity. The record is from RefSeq and is a predicted model, not a curated record.
UGGGAGCUGAGACUCUCCGCCGGGAGCGUUGUCUCUAUUGUCGGCGGCCGGACCAUGGGUGUCCCCUCGUUGCUGCACCUGGCGCUGGCCGUCUGCCUGCUGCACUUCCCGGACCCAGCGGCCGCUGAGCUGACCGUACCGCGGAGGUUGGGCGCGGGUCCGCCGGGAGAACAGCUCCAGCUGGCGCUGCCGCUGCCGGCCUGGGGCACCGAGCUGGUGCUGUCCUUGAGGCGGGGGCAGCGCUUCCUGGCGCCGGCAUUCACCGUGGAGGAGCGGGGCAGAGACACGGGCCCCCUGCGAGCCGAGCAUCACUGCUUCUACAGCGGCCACGUCCUCCGGCACCGCCGCUCCUUCGCCGCGCUCAGCACCUGCAACGGACUGUUGGGAUAUAUCCAGAUUGGUGACGAUCUGUUGUCCAUAGAACCUGUGAACAAAAUUAACUCUUCAUUCAGUGGGGAAGUUCACCGGAUUUACAGGCACAAGCAGCCCCUCGCAUCCAAGAAGAAUCACAGCUCUGACUUCUGCAAGGUGAUCAAAGGAAGACAGAAGCUGAAGAGAGCAACUGACCAACUCAGAAGAAAUGCUAUCCGCUUAACGAACGAAUACACGGUGGAGACGUUGGUGGUGGCAGAUUCGGACAUGGUGGAGUAUCAUGGUGCAGAAGCAGUCCAGAGGUUCCUGCUCACUGUCAUGAAUAUGGUAUACAACAUGUUUCGGCACCGCAGUCUGGGAAUUAAGAUCAAUAUUCGAGUCACGAAACUAGUGCUGCUUCACAAACGUCCGGAGCAACUAUCGAUUGGUCACCAUGGGGAGAAGUCGCUGGAGAGCUUCUGCCAUUGGCAGCACCGAGAGUUUGGAGCUCGAUACUUGGGGAAUAACCAACUGCCCGGUGGGAGGGAUGACUACCCAGCUGUGGACGCCGCCGUGCUUGUCACAAGGACUGACUUCUGUGUAAAUAAAGAUGAGCCCUGUGACACUGUUGGAAUUGCAUACCUUGGAGGAGCCUGUAACCCCAAGCGCAAGUGUGUGCUCGCUGAAGAUAAUGGUCUCAGCCUGGCCUUUACCAUUGCCCACGAGCUGGGUCACAACCUGGGGAUGAGCCACGAUGAUGACCAUUCCACCUGUGCUGAACAUUUCCACAUCAUGGCCGGCGAGUGGGUCAAGGGGAAGAACCCAAGCGAUCUGUCUUGGUCUGCCUGUAGCCAUGACGACCUGGAGAGUUUCCUGAGAUCAAAGGCUAGUACCUGCCUGCUGGAGACAGACCCAAGAAGUCACUAUGCAACACGGUUGCCACCUAAGCUGCCGGGCAUGCACUACAGCGCUGACGAACAGUGUCAGAUUCUGUUUGGAAUCAAUGCAACUUUCUGUAAAGAAAUGGAGCAUUUGAUGUGUUCUGGUCUCUGGUGUCUGGUGGAGGAAGACCUGCCAUGCAAAACAAAAUUGGAUCCUCCCUUAGACGGAACGGAGUGUGGUGUUGACAAGUGGUGCAGAUCAGGGAAGUGCGUCAGCAAAACGCCUAUCCCUGAGCACCUGGAUGGCGACUGGAACAGCUGGAGCCAGUGGAGUAUGUGCAGCCGCACCUGUGGAACCGGAGCCAGGUUCAGGCAAAGAAAAUGCGACAACCCCCCCCCAGGUCCAGGAGGAACAAACUGUCUGGGAGCCAAUGUAGAGCAUAAGGUUUGUGAGAAUGUACACUGCACCAAAGGGCAGCGCAACUUCCGAGAUCAGCAAUGCCAGUCCCAGGACAGGCAAGGUCAGAAGAAGAGAAAACACUGGACUGCAGUCCUCAACGAUGACAUGCCUUGUGCUUUGUUUUGCUCCCCCUUUGGGAAAGAUUCCCCUGUCCUGAUAGCUGAGCGAGUCCUGGAUGGCACUCCAUGUGGACCGUACGAGACAGAUCUCUGUGUGAAUGGCAAAUGCAAGAAGAUUGGCUGUGAUGGAAUCAUUGGGUCUGCAGCAAAGGAGGAUCGUUGUGGGGUGUGCAAUGGUGAUGACAAGUCGUGCGAGAUCAUCAAAGGCGAUUUCAAUCAAAGCCAAGGAAUGGGUUAUGUUGAAGCUGCUGUUAUCCCUGUUGGUGCCAGGAGGAUUCGGGUGGUGGAGGAGAAACCAGCGCACAGCUUCCUAGCUUUAAAAGACUCCACAAAACAAUCCAUCAACAGCGACUGGAAGAUCGAGCUGCCUGGCGAAUUUCCAAUGGCCGGGACCACAGUGCAUUAUGUGAGGCGGGGUCUGUGGGAGAAGAUGUCUGCCAAGGGACCGACCAAAACACCGCUUCACUUAAUGGUGCUGUUAUUCCAUGAUAAAAGCUAUGGCAUCCACUAUGAAUACACAAUCCCGGUGAACAAGUCAACUGAAGAUAGCAACGUGAUGCACAAACCACUGGAACCUCUUUACUUGUGGACAAACAUUGGCUGGGGGAACUGCAGUGUGCAAUGUGGAGGAGGUGAGCGCAGAACAAUUGUCCGCUGCGCCAAGAUUGUCAACAAGACAAUGUUGACCGUAACGAACGACAGCGACUGCCGCCACCUGGCUCGUAUUGAUCCCCAAGUCCGGAGAUGCAACAUACAUCCGUGCCAGUCAUGGUGGGUGGGAGGCAAUUGGUCUCCAUGCUCCAGGACUUGUGGUAAAGGAACUCAGGUUCGGAACGUGACCUGUGUCUAUCAGCUACAAAACGGCACGUAUUUCAACACAAGAAGUCUCUACUGCCUUGGUCCAAGACUGUCUACAGUGCAGGGAUGUGAGGGCCGUGAAUGCCUCACAAUAUGGGAAGCCUCGGACUGGUCAAAGUGUUCGUCAGACUGUGGUCGAGGAACCCAUCUAAGGACAGUGAAUUGCACCAACCCUCAAAGCAAAUGUGAUCCUGCAGUGAAGCCCCUAGAUGAAGAGGAGUGCGAGGAUCAUUCCAACUGCUACAAAUGGAGAACUGGAGAAUGGUCAAAGUGUUCGUCCACAUGCGGCAAGGGCCUGCAUUCUCGAGUUGUCCAAUGUAUGCACAGAAACACCGGGCGCCACGGCAACGAAUGCCCUUCUUUGACCAAACCACCGGCCUACAAGCAAUGCUACCAGAAGCCUUGCAGUGGAAGUGCCAACGCCAACAAUGUCACCUCGUCCAGGCUUGCUGCCCUAACAUACAAGUGCCUGGGAGAUGACUGGGCAGUGUACUGCAGACUCAUCCGUGAGAAGAACCUGUGCCAAGACCUGCGCUGGUACCGACGCUGCUGCCAGACCUGCAAGGACUUCUACGCAAACAAGCCGCGGCGCAGCACUGAGUCGCAGGUAUUAUUGAAGCAAUGAGAUAACUGAAGAAGAGUUUUUUUUCUUCUCCGUUUCAUCCCGUACAGAAUCGGGGGAUGCGCGGAUUUUUUAUUUUAACUGGAAGAGAGCGGUGCUUGGGAAGCUGCAGGCUCCCCACCAUCCUUGCCCACACUCUGCAAACGCACCCCGCCAUUUUUGGGAUGUACCGCGUGAGCUGCUGUUACAGUGUCAGAAGCUGAGCCAGUGACCUACCCAAGGCCCCACGUCGAUGGGUUCUGUACUUGCCUAUCACUGCAACAUCAACCGCUUGGCUCCAAUCAGUGAGGGAAGUAAACAGUAACUCCUUUCUCACCAACAAGAAAUGACGUUUACUGUCUCUCACUGGAUUUUUGUAGAGUUAAUACUGUGCACUGGAACCAUUUCCAGCGGAAAGCAAAGGACAAUGAAGGAGCAGGAAAAUCUAUCCCUUCCACGCACCUUCAGGUGGAGAUGUGUCUAGAAUCUCAACUCACUGUUUGUUAUCCCUCUCAUAGUUCUGGAAAAUAUGAAAAGCCUUGACAUCCAGACUAUCGAUCAAACCACUCGCUUCAUGAGAAUUUGCAACUUAAUAUCUUCAUUUAUAGCAAAGAGUAGCAAUGCAAAGCCAAACUUGAACGAUUCUCUUUAACCUUUUCAUUACUUUUUACCUUUAGGCCAGUCAACCUUCCUGAUGGACAUGGCUAAUGAUACUUUAUUAUCUCAUGUGAAUGAAUGAAUGAAUACUUUAAUGUCUCAUGUGAAAAGGCACAGUGAUACUCUUCGUUUUUGCAUACCCAAGGUAUGCAAAGAGUUGCCACAUAAAGGGCGCUGACAUAAAGUUACAAAGUAUUCCGCGCCAGCUCCUCCCUUGUUCUCCCACACAGUGGUCCCCUCCAGGCCAGGUCCUCCUUUGUUCUUCCCCCUCCCCCCUCCUCACGGCUCCCCCUCCCCCAUGCCGUACCGAGGUGCAGUGAAAUUCAUAUUUGUACACAGUUCAUUACGUAUCUCCGAAUAGUAUACAAAAAGGAAAUUCACUGCACCCCCGGUACAUGUAACAAUAAAAUACCAUCAGUCAUAAGUAGUGUGAAGCCUGUGUGUAACUUAAUGGAUCCAUGAGAAGAAGAGGCAGCAGUCUCUGUGAGUCGGAUUUACACUCUGGUGGUGAUUAGAAGCAACUGUCUGGGAAGCUCCAACUUCAGGUAGUAAUACGGGACAACACUGCUCAGCAAUCUGCCAUUAGAUGCACCACAGCUGGUGUACGAGACUGUAGAUGUACCCGUCUGGUGCCCAAUGCUCCUGCUUGUGUUGAGGCCAUUGCUGUGAGGUGCAAGCUGGUGUACCCUGCUACCACUCGCAGAUGACACAGUUGAAGUGCUGAGCACAGCAGGGCUUCAGGGGAAGGGGAACAAAUCAGCGCCCAAAUGUACCGAUCUGUCUGGUCAGGUCUACCCUCCCGUUUAGUUUUUUAGUUUAGAGAUACAGCGUGAAAACAGGCCCUUUGGCCCACUGAGUCAACGCCAAAUAGUGAUCCCCACAUAAUUACCCUAUCCUACACACACUAGGGACAAUUAUACAGAAGCCACUUAACCUACAAACCUGUACGUCUUUGGAGUGUGGGAGGAAAGCGGACAGCUGGAGAUAUCCCACACAGGUCACAAGAAGAACAUACAAACUCCAUACAGACAGCGCCCACAGUCAGGAUUGAACCCGGGUUUCUGUAAGUAGCAACUUUACCGCUGAGCCACCUUGCCGCCCCUUCUGUGUGAGUGUGACCCUUCUUAUAUGAAGCUUUCACCAUCUGCAUGUACAUGUGUGGUCUAUCACAGUAACUAACUGCCACUUACACUUAAAACAGCCGGCUUUUGGAAGUCCCUUUCCCCUGAAACCACACUGCUUAGUGGACUGUCUUCCUUGACCUCAGUGAGACCUGUAACCUCCUGCAGCCUCAGAAACAUGUCAGACUACUUUAGUGGUCAUGAUUAUUCUCAGGGUCAUGAGUGCAGGACAUUACAGCUGCUGCCAUUCCCUGCAGUAUACGCACAAAGACUCAGUACCAAACAGCGGUAGACAGCCCACAAACACACGCACACUCAGAUGACCCUACCCUGAAUCAUAUCAUACACUUCACAGACACAAGCACUGACCCACACACCAUACACAUACUAAACUAACUCACACACAGCAUUGCACUGACACAUGCAACAUAUAUGUGUAGGAAGGAACUCAUAGUUCUGCCUAACUGCAGAUGCUGGUUUAAACCAAAGAUAGACACAAAAAGCUGGAGUAACUCAGCAGGACACACAGCUUCCCCGGAUAAAAAGAAUGUGUGGAUGUUUUGGUCUGAAGAAGGGUCUCAACCCGAAACAUCACCUAUUUGUUCUCUCCAGAAAUGCUGUCUGACCCGCUGAGUUACUCCAGCUUUUUGUGUCUAUCUUCAUGCAACAUAUACACCUGCAAUUUUCAUGUACACAAUGAAUACAUCAAUACUAAUACACACUCCAAACGCACAAAACACUAAUUUACACACAACACAUACAAUGACACAUACAACAUAUACAUGUAUGCUGAUCGACACGUACCCUCACAUGUACCACAGACCUCCAACUAUUAAGUAUUUCCAUACACAAUUCGAACAUAGCUGAAGAAGGGUUCCAACCCAAAAUGUCAUCUAUUGCUUUUCCACAGAGAUGCUGCCUGACUAGUUGAGUUACUCUAGCACUUUGUGUCUAUUGUCAGCUGAAAUCUUGAUUUUUACAGUGUGUGUUUAAAAAUUAAUAUGAGAUAAAGGUAAGAGUGUAAAUUUUACAUUUCCAUCCUCUGGCACUGAGUGGAGCAUGUUGGGAGCUUGUAUCAGGAAGAUUUACCACUGUCAGCUAAUCACAGAAACUAGGUAAAGAGACAGACCUCCAACAAGUGAGCCUCAUUGUCACCUUCCCCUCAGCUAACCAUGAACCGGUCUACAUUUCCUUGAUCAUCGUCUGCUUUGAUCUGUUGUUUUCACACCUUACACCUUACCCUUCCAUAUCUCUAGUCUCUAUCUCCCUUGACUCUGUCUGAAGAAGGGUCUCGACCCAAAACGUCACCCGUUCCUCCUCUCCAGAGAUGCUGCCCGUCCAGAUGAGUUACUCCAGCAUUUUGUGCCUAUCUUCCAUUGCUUCUCAGCCUGUUAAGGAUUCACACCUUACACAACCCACGUAGAUGCGCUCUGCAUCUGCGACUCAGCAGAACCAUUGAGCCCUCCUCAAACCCGUCAGCUAUCAGUGGUGAAAAGGUUAUUCCCUUCCUGUGUGUGGCAGAGCUUGUUUGCUGCAAUUUUACUUGCUGUUUAUUUUAGUGGUGCUAUUUUUUGCAAACGAUGACUCGUUUUAAUUCUGUCUUACACAGUAGGCAAUGUAUAAUUGUACUGUUAAAUAUUAAAUGUACUAGUGACUGUCACUAUAUUCCACAUGGUGCUAUCUUAUUAGAACAAUAAUCUCUGUCGGAAGGUGCUUGCUUGCAUUAGCAUAAUGUGAUACUGAGAUAUAUUCAUUAUGACUAGCUUUUUAUUGCAGACUGAAAUGUCAUGUUGGCAGUUUUGCCAACACAGGUGCUGUAUCGAUGACCUCCAGUAUAUUUAUGGUUUUUCAUGAGGCAGAGAAUAUGGAAAAUGCUUGAGAACUUGUAACAAGACUAAUGAUUCCGGGCAUCCUUCCUCCCGUUAAUGGAAGAAUAUUUUGCGAAACAUUUCAUAUUAAAUUUAUUUUCAUCA